AUGUACAAAAAUUUCAUUGCAUUCAUGUUGUUCUGUAUAUUGCACAUUCUGUCAACCAAUGUAAACAAUUUUGGUACAUUCAAACUAAAUGUAACAAGCUUAGUAACUUGUAAGGGACCGAAACGCAAGGACUGUUGCGAAGUGACAACUUGGAUGCAAGACGGAGUUACCAUGUUUUAUGAUAUAACAGUAAAAGAAGAUAUAAUGCCCACUAAGGGCAAGAUUGUGGCCAUGGUGAACGGAAAACCUCUAAUAAGGCUUCAGAUGAAGAAACCUUGCGAUCAUCUAUUUCUAAAGCCCUUAUUCAUGUCAUUGCUUAAUGUCACAAAGGAUUGCGUUUUUGUAAAAGGACACUACAAAUUUAUUUUAGAUAUAGAAGACGUGGCACAGAAGUACUACGGUGGCAUGUUUUUAUAUGGAAACAUGACGUUCAAAUCGGUUUUCUACAGCGACCAUUGUAACUUAUCAUGCACAGUUGUGUCGGUCACAUUCACUCCGAGAAAUAGUACUUCGAAUAAAAAGAUUAAUUAA
Messenger RNA from Parnassius apollo (apollo), 531 nucleotides. Lineage: Eukaryota; Metazoa; Arthropoda; Insecta; Lepidoptera; Papilionidae. The record is from the annotation of a GenBank genome assembly.